AGGUAGCCGGUGCGGCGGUGAUGGGCGGUGUGGGGGUAAUUCACAUUCACAAACAAGAAUGGCGUACUCUGUCAACGUCUCCGUGGAGGCGCCUAUUGAAAACCAAAUACAGGAAAUCACCUACGAUGGCCAGGAGAUUUAUCAAGCACCACUCACAUUGUCAGAGAAUUUGGCAAAAAUAGCUCAAAAGAUUGACUUUAGCAAAACUAAUGGUGAUGACGUUACUAAAGAGCAAGAAAAUGGUGAAAAAAGUGAGGAUGAAUCAAAAGAUCCUGCCAAUUUUCAAUCGUCCCUUUGGCCAUGGGACAGUGUUCGAAAUAAAUUGAGGAAUGCCUUGACAGAGGUAUGCGUUUUGGCAGAUGUCCUUGCAGUGGCCAAAGAAAAGAGGUACAUGGUACUUGAUCCUGUACAACAAGAUCCAAUAGAAGUAAAGCCUUUAGUUCAGGUUCAUGCCAGAAAAAAGGCAUUAGCAGGCGCAGCUUCUGUGUUGAUCAUGGGUGCUGAUAGAAUGAAGAGUUGUCAAAACGAGCUGGCAAGGACUCGUUCUACACCUGACUUCCAUAUAGAAUUACUGAGACUUCGCCAAAAUUGGCGCUUGAAAAAAGUCUCCAAUUCCAUUAUAGGAGAUUUAAGUUAUCGUACAGCUGGUUCUAAGUACAAUCAAACAGGAAUGUUUGAAAUCACAAAAGCAGAGGAAGAAGAAAAAACCAGUACCAGUCCCCCUGCUUCUCCAAAUCCUAAUAUGCCUGUGCCAUCAACUUCCUCCAGUAAUAAAAAUGCAUCUGCAUUGCGUGUAACAAUACCCAGUGAACUUGAGGGCAUUGCUUACAUCGAAGUAUUAUGUAAAAAAGAUGAAGAAGCACUUUGUAGCGCCAAUAUUAACUGGCUUAAUAGUGGCUCAGGAAAUAAACUUGAUCCAGAUACGCAUUGGCAACAAAAGUUAGAAGCAGCGCAGAAUGUUUUAUUUUGUAAAGAACUUUUCAGUCAAUUAGCAAGGGAAGCAGUGCAUUUGAGAGCACCGAUUCCUCACAUGGUAGUGGGUAACAGAAUAAUGGCUACAGUACUUCCAGGCAUUCAACUUGUAAUAAUAUUAAGGCACAGUACAGGAAAUGAUAAGAAACCAGUGCCACAGAAUACAGAUCACGAUCACGUUCUUGAACAUUCUUUGCAUCAAUUACUCAGAGAGGUGCACCACAAAAAUACACACCAUCCAUUCCCGCAUCCAUCGUCGGGUCCAUUAGGCCCAAGCAAACGUAGGUGCUUGGCAGGACCAACUGCAGCCGAUCGUCACGAAUUGUUGGAAAUGACGAAAAGUCAAACGCUUUUAGAACAGAUCAUUCAGCAAGCACAGCACUUCUUCAUGCGACUACGGACAGAGUACGUGCUGGAUACAAUUGCCAAGGAAUUCAAAGACCCUCUGAUACUUUCUCAUUGGAACGCAUUAAAUUCACCUACCCAGUCUAGUGUGAGAAUUGUGAUUCAAACUCAUGGCUACGAUCAGUUGAUACGAACUUCAAUGGUUUUACACGUUCACGAAAAGUCGUUAAAGUGCGUUUGCAAAGAUGGUAGAGUCAUGCAUAUGAGCUAUGAACCCCAAGAAUUGCGUGAUCUUAUAUUUUGUCAGAUUUAUCAACAUCAAAUAAGUGCUGUGCAAGGACUAGCAAAAUGCAUGGGCUGGCAGUUCUUAGCAAAUAGCUCACAUCUAGGCCUUGGAGCUGUAGAACCUUUAGGAAAUGCUAGUAGUUGUAUAUUGGCAUCUCCCAACGGUGAUAGAAUGAUCGCAGUGAGAUGUGAUCCUCAUACUAAGAUACAGGUUUCGAUCGCUCAUUCUCCGAGAAAAGACUUCUUCCCUGGACAAUUAGUAAAAGAAAGGAAGUGGGAAAAUCUCGGUGGCUCUUUCAAAGAAGUAAGAUGGGACAAAAUGGAAGGCAAAAAUUUCUUGAAUAAAAUGGAAUUGCUCAUGGCAUCUCUUACCAGUUCUUAAAUCACAGGAUCUUGAAAUUAACAAAAUAAAACAGGGUGAAAGUCAUGAACUGAAAGUGAUUUCAGUAUCUCAUAAAAACAGUUUAUUUUCUCAUACAAGAAUAAGGUGAAAGCGAUGCGUUUGAAAUAAAGCAGAUUUGAACUUAAGUAUUAUUAUGUGAAGUGUAAACGCAGAUUGUCCGAAAGCAGGACAAAAGCAAUAUACAUAUGAUGUCAAUCAUUGUAAUGUAUUUAUCGACAUUAUACGACAGAGUAAAUAAAAUCGUUUAUUAUUUGUGUCUAGAUUAGAAGUUCAGUGAGCAAGAUUUAUAAAUAAAUAAGACAGACAUUUUAAUAUUUGUAUAAAAAUGAUUUUAUUAUUAUUUUUUAUAACGUGAAUGUAUGUGUGAAUGGAAAAUUGAUUUAGUAAAUACAUUUUCUAUGAAUAAAA
This is a messenger RNA of Nasonia vitripennis (jewel wasp), 2413 nucleotides long. It is a transcript of the gene MED17, whose product is annotated as mediator of RNA polymerase II transcription subunit 17. Gene Ontology annotation, cellular component: mediator complex; core mediator complex. Gene Ontology annotation, biological process: regulation of transcription by RNA polymerase II. The record is from RefSeq and is a predicted model, not a curated record. Lineage: Eukaryota; Metazoa; Arthropoda; Insecta; Hymenoptera; Pteromalidae. Gene Ontology annotation, molecular function: transcription coregulator activity. The transcript has 7 exons. Bases 59 to 1984 code for a protein of 641 amino acids.